Messenger RNA from Larimichthys crocea (large yellow croaker), 4277 nucleotides. RefSeq names its product ankyrin repeat domain-containing protein 13C. The coding region runs from base 316 to 1893 and encodes 525 amino acids. Gene Ontology annotation, molecular function: signaling receptor binding. The transcript has 13 exons. The record is from RefSeq and is a predicted model, not a curated record. Lineage: Eukaryota; Metazoa; Chordata; Actinopteri; Sciaenidae. Gene Ontology annotation, cellular component: cytoplasm. Gene Ontology annotation, biological process: protein retention in ER lumen.
AGACAAUCUGAAUCUUCCGUACUAGUCAACUGGAGCCGUUGAUGUUGAGCAGCGACCAACGGCAGCUUUGGCCGUGAGGAGGAGAGCGGACUGUUUGUUUUCAUAGUAAACCGGUGAACGGGAGCUUCAACCUGUUCGUCUUUCAACAAAAAAAGGUCGUUUUUUUUUACCCUUCAAGUCCGGUGGAGUAGUAAGUGUUUUCAUGUUGUACAAUUCACAGUGUUUGACUUCCAACUGGCGGAUCGCAUCAGUUCGCCCGGAGGGUCAUCGUCAGCGGCGACACCCUCUGCUCCGCUAGCGUCAACUGUUUAGAAAAUGACCGGAGAGAAGAUCCGCUCCCUGCGCAAGGACCAGAGGCCGAGCAAGGACGAGGAUUUACUGGAACCGGACGAGGAGGCUGCCACCGGGACGUUCACCGCCUCCAAGACGAACAAGAGCAGGACGAGUAAAAUCUUCAGCAAUCACAAGUUAAUCAAGUCUUCAUCCACACAGCAGCAGCAGCAGCAGCAGCAGCAGUCGCAGAUUAAUGCGAACACCAACACACUGUCAACAUCCGAUGUUAUCGAUGACAACAACAAAAACCCCAUUAUCCGAACCGGGCAGGACUUUCCGGUGCAUGAAUGUGUGUUUAAAGGAGAUGUCCGACGGCUGUCCUCCCUCAUACGGACGCAGAAUAUCGCCCAGAAAGACCUCCAUGGAAACACACCGCUGCAUCUCGCUGUCAUGAUGGGGCACAAAGAGUGUGCCCACCUGCUGCUGGCCCACAAUGCACCAGUGAAGGUGAAGAACGCUCAGGGAUGGAGCCCCCUCGCCGAGGCCAUUAGCUACGGAGACCGACAAAUGAUCACGGCUCUGCUGAGGAAACUAAAGCAGCAGUCCAGGGAGAGUGUGGAGGACAAGAGGCCCAAGCUGCUGAAAGCCCUGAAAGAACUCGGAGACUUUUACUUGGAGCUUCACUGGGACUUUCAAAGUUGGGUGCCUUUGCUCUCAAGAAUCCUGCCUUCAGACGCGUGUAAGAUCUACAAACAGGGCCUCAACAUCAGAUUGGACACUACACUGAUAGACUUCACAGACAUGAAGUGUCAGCGCGGCGACCUCAGUUUCAUCUUCAACGGCAACGCCAUCCCCUCAGAGUCUUUUGUCGUGCUGGACAACGAACAGAAAGUCUACCAGCGGAUACACCAUGAGGAGUCAGAGAUGGAGACGGAGGAGGAAGUGGACAUUCUGAUGAGCAGUGACGUGUACUCGGCCACGCUCUCCACCAAGUCCAUCACCUUCUCCAGGGCGCAGACUGGCUGGCUGUUCAGAGAAGACAAGACGGAGCGCGUGGGAAACUUCCUGGCUGAUUUCUACUCUGUGAACGGCCUGGUGCUCGAGUCCAGGAAGAGACGGGAGCAUCUGAGCGAGGAGGACAUCUUAAGGAACAAAGCCAUCAUGGAGAGCCUCAGCAAAGGAGGGACUCUCAUAGAGCAGAACUUGGAGCCGGCGAGAAGGCAAUCUCUAACUCCCCCUUCACCAAACACUAUAUCCUGGGAAGAAUACAUCACUGCUGACAAUGGAAAAGCACCUCAUCUAGGAAGAGAACUGGUCUGCAAAGAGAGCAAGAAAAACUUCAAAGCUACGAUAGCCAUGAGUCAGGACUUCCCUCUGGGCAUUGAAUCGUUAUUGAAUGUCCUGGAGGUGAUUGCACCCUUCAAGCACUUUAAUAAACUCAGGGAGUUUGUUCAGAUGAAGCUCCCCCCUGGUUUUCCUGUCAAACUCGACAUCCCCGUCUUUCCUACGAUCACAGCCACCGUGACCUUUCAGGAGUUUCGCUACGAUGAGUUUGAUCAGUCCAUUUUUACCAUUCCCAACGACUAUAAAGAAGACCCCAGCCGCUUCCCCGACCUUUAACCCUUCAAGCUGGAGCAGGAAACAAACGUGCAACGAGGCAACAUAAAGCUACAAAACGUACUUUUUGAAUUACAAAAGGAAGAUUAAAAAAAAAAAAAAAAACUGGGGUUAUCGUUUCUUGACCCCAACCCUUGACCCCAACCCCCAAUCCCAACCCUGAAUACAGGCGGCAAGAAGACAACCAGAGUUUGACAUGACAAAAAUCGUGUCAGCAGAGAGGAUGGAGUCAACAUCCACUCGUAUUAAGAAAUUGUUGUGCAGGUUCUUACUCUCACUCAAUGAUGUUUAAUCCAGCAGCCGAGGCAGGAGGUGCCUCUGAGCUGUUAGUCUGAACCUCCCAUCAGUGAAAGGGCAUUGAAGUUCAAAUGAGUUACAGCAGAGCAGGUGAGUUUCUGUAUAUGGGGUAUAAGUAGACAACAGUUAACCAGUUCAGUUGAUGCUAAGUAUUUAAGUAUGUAAGUAAUGUUUAUAAAGGGAAUGUUUUUAACUGACUUGUAGUAAAGCACUGAUGUUACUGUAUUGAGGAGGAAUUCUACCAAAAAAUGACUUUUUAGGUUCUUUUCCCUGCUUAAGUCGACUUUUAAAGAUUCAAUUUUGUGACAUUAGAUCUGAGGUCAGUGAGAAUUGUACAUAAUCUAAUGCACACCUGUUAGACAGGUGUGUAAGAGAAUAAGAUCACUGCUUUUUUACACUCAAUUGUGUUCCCGUGUUCCCAAAGAUGUACUAAACACAGAAUUGUCAACCUGAUACAGUCCAUUUACAUCUAGUAACACUGACGCAGAGCCACGUGACCAUACAGGUUUUACUGGAAUUUUAAUAGUGGAGCGAAGCAUGUCUUGAGAAGACAUGUUGUUUAUGAACAGUCUUGAUAGCAGCGUCUGUCUUGUCUAUAGCAGAUGCCAUUGUUCUUACUCCCACUUGGUUCAGGUGCAGAGACGACACUUGACAGCAGCUCGACAAUGGUGUUUCGUCCCCUCUGUUGUGCUCAUUGGAUAAUCGCUUUUUAAACCGAGAAACUGCUGUUUUAUAUCAUGACCCAAACCAGUCAACCUGGUGGUGGGGUGUGUGAGCCAGGCAAACUAAACACUGAUUUAAAAAUUCAACACUCACCUUUUGGCAAAUGUUUAGUGAAGAGAGACUUUUGUAGGUUAAAAACCUAAAAAUCAGUUUUUGCAGAAUUCCACUUUAACUGCAUUAUAAAAGUGUGUGUGAGUGUGUGUGAAUGUAUGUGUGUACCCUUGAUUUUAAUGGGCAUGGAGUAGCAUCACUGAACAUUUGGGCACCACUACAGCCACAUUCAGCUGAGUUUAUACACACUUAUUUUGUGAUACUCCACCCUGUAAUCCUGCGUUUGAAUUAUUAUAGUUUCAUGGAGGCUAAAUGCUAGACAUGCUGCAAUUUUUAUGGUACCACAGUUUUCUCUGUUUGUUUGAGUGGCAGCGAGUAUAAGUUAUGACGUCUAAGCCUUUUGUUUCUUACUACACCUUUGUAAACUGUUGAACAAACUGUACAAUCAUGCUAAAAGAAGUAAACCGGGGGUUGUAUGGUAAAUAGAUAGCAGCGAAUGAAUGAAUGACUACAACAUUCAUGCCAUUUUUACACACAAUAAGAACCAGGCUUUUGCCCCCAUGCACAGUCUGUAAAUACAGGUUUGUCUUUUAUGUUUUCUUUGUGCUGAUGAGUUUAAUGUCCUCUGAUGGAGGAAAAAUUGUGGAUUUUUUUUUUUAUGUAGCGUCAGAUGAGGUAAUUUGAGGGUUUAUUGGUUUAUAUCAUGGUGGCGGUUGCUAUUUUUGUACAUAACUGUAAUGUUUUAAAGAAAAAAAAAUGAAUCUCUUAAAUCUCCUGUCAUUAUUUCCCUUCCUGUUGUAUCUGAUAAACCGUAUGAACCUCCUCCAGAUGUGUGGAACAAUCAAUCACUCCCACAGUGUGAAAAGCACAAAACACCAAGGCUCCUCUGUUUAAGUCCGGGAGGUGUUGACUGGAGGCUGGAAGGAGUGUUUCUAGCUGCUGCUGUGGUUCAUGAGCUUUUAAUCAUGUUGACACGAACAGAUGUUAUGCUCAUGUUUGUUAACUCGCCUGCUCCCUGAGUGUAAAAGAUGAAGGUGUACACAGAUGUGGUGGCUCCAAGUAUUGUUAGAAAAAUGUGCUUAUUCACAUCCAUAUUAAGUAUAACCAAAUGCAGUGCAGUUUCAUUUCUCACCGUACAGGCAAGUGCAGAUUAUGUUAUUGAUACUGUGCCUCCUCACCUACACAGCGCUUUACACCUGUUUGAAUUUUACAUUUAUCUAACGCUACAUGUCCGUUGUACAGCAAAAAAAAAAACUUGUCUGCAACACUAUUUUCAUAUAAAAUGUACUAAAAUAAAAAAUUCCACAUAUCUAACA